AUGCCCGCCCGAGCCCAGGCCCCGCCGACGCCGACGCCGACGCCUCUUCCGGGGCCGGAUCGCCCAGCGCCUCCCCGGCCGCAAAGGCGGAAGAGGCGGAGGAAGGAGACGGAGGUGUCUGAAUCCCUCCCGCAGCCCCCUCGGAAGAGCUCCGGCGGAGCCAUCGUGGUGGAAGAGCGCCACCUGGCGGCCUUUUGCAUUCGCCGCUUUAGUCAAUUUCUCCAGCCCUUCCAUUCCACCCUUUUACAUGCUGCCAAAUGGCUUCCAGUUGAAAGGAGGAAGGCUCUCCCGCUUUCCCCUAAGCCCCCCCAGAGGGAGAAGGAUCCUGUCCCCCUAAUUUUUGAGAGCUGCCCCGAGUCCCUCCCCACCCGGCAGCCUUUCCAAGGAUUCAUUUCUCAGGGUCUCCUGGUCUCCCCCCACCCCGGAGGGUUCCGACGCCUGGAGGGCAGCCCCGACCUCUCCGAUGCCCAGGGGAGGGUCGCGGCCAAGGCGAGCCUCCGCCUCUCGGGAGACCCCCAUCCUUGCAGGGGGCGGGGAGGGCAGCGCUGCCUCCCGGGGGUCCGUCCGUGUCCCCCCCCCACCGGCGGGGGCGUCGGCGCGAGGGAGGCGCGCAGUGACGAAGAGCCGGAGCCGCGCAGGAGGGCCGAGCGCGGGGCUGUCGGGGCGGCUGCGGCUUCUGGAGCCCCGGACGGCUGGACGGGCGCGGCGCAGCGGCAGGCAAAGCCCGGAGCGACCGAGAGCGAGCGCGGUUGGGCCCACUUCCUGGAGACCAUGAGGGUGAAGUGCAGCCCCGCCAUGUGUUGGACUCUCCUCUUCCUGCUGGCCAUUUUCAUGGAGGGCAUUGUCUGCAAAGGGGGCCGGGGUGGAGCUCGGGGGUCAGCCCGGGGGACUGCUCGGGGCACCUCCCGGCGGUCCAAGUCCGCCCCUCGGUACCGCUCCUCCGGGACAGCCCUGCGCGUGGCGGCCGCUGCUGCUGCAGGAGGAGCCGCGGCAGCAGCUGCAGCGGCUGGGAUGAGGAUGGGGGGCCCAGACAGCCCCCAGUACGGAGAGAUGCAGCCGAGCAACAACACUGCAGGGAGCACUCACCACCCCGGUCCCUGGCCCCUCCUCUACGUCUCCGCCUCCCUCUGGUGUGUGGCCCUGGUGCCUCGGGCCUUCUGACGCUCAGAGCCUCUGCCCAGCGGCCUCUUCCCCUAAGCCUCCCCACAAGCGAUCUGGGGGGGGGGCAAGUGUCCCUGCGACGACUUACUCAAUGGUGCCAAAAUCCAUUACAAGCCACUCCUAUCCCCGGCUGGUUUCCCCAGUUUUUAGUUAUUUAUUGAGACUGCCAUCCUAAGGUCAAUCCAAAGGGGGAGGGAAAUGGUUAACGAACGAACGGUCAGUGUCUGCUGGUGGACAGUCUGAGAUGCGGUGUAGCUGCCCACUCCACGUGGGCCAUUAUUUGUCUGCCAAAUUCUUUAUGCAGCUCUUUUGUAAUGAUUAAGACACAAAGACCUUCUGCCAACAAUUUAUUGCUACUUUUAUACGGUGAAUCUCUAGGGAAGAAUUCCUCCCUCUGGUGCCUUGUCCACCCAAGGAGCUUUUAACUUCGGAGUCAUUCCGCACUAGGUCCACCCAGGUGGGAGCUCGGAGGUCAGCGUGGAGAACGUGGUAGACAUGGAAGAGACAAGUCGGACUCAACCACGGACAGUUUUUGGCUACUCAUUUCUCUUGAGGCCAAAUUAUAGAUCACAAGGUAGUUGUGAGGUUCAAGUGAGGGGACAAUACCUCGUCUGCUAUCCUGAGUAACUAAGAAAAGCAAAAUAUUAUCGGCUCUUAUCAUGUUCAAGGCUACUAUGGGAAAAAAAUCAGUUAUAAUUCAACCCCGUUUCCUUGUCCGCCUUGAACUGAGAGAGUUCGGCCCGUAGCAGGCGGCUCUUCUUUUGGGCAAAAUGGGGGGAAGCCUUCUUGCUUUGUGUUCUGAACUGGCUGAAGGGGGCAGCUGCCAUGUUGGUGCGAACGGCUGAAUCACUCAGAGGCAGCCGUGUUCUCCAAGGAGGCAGAAGGCGGCGAGGGUCGAGGACAGAAAGGGCUGGGCGCUGAGCUGGACAGGCUGCCAUUAUGGUUAUGAAUGUGAUUUUAUUUCCUGUGGAAAAGCUUCUCAAAUGCCCUUGCAACAGCUGGGGGAUGCUGAAAAUGUCUCAUUCACCUCCUUUUGGCUGGGAGAUUUCUGCCCUCAAAGGCCGCUAAAAAUUCAUUUUGGGGAAAGAGCUAAUUGGGUCAGCCAUCUCCUUUCAAUCUGACCACCACGGUUUUGAAAAUCUGCCAGAGUUUUCAGAAAUUCAGUAGGGAGAUUCAGGCCCAAUAAACAGCUUUGCGCGGUUAAUACGACAUUUGCUGCCCUCAGUUAUUAUGACGGCUCUUGAAAAGAUUAUAAAAUGGAUUAGACAAAUUUGUAGAGCUAUUAGAUUUGAUGGCCAUGAAUUUUGCAUUACAUACAAGAGACGCAUCUUCAGUGCCAGCGAUGAGAGAGAAGACACAGGAGCUUUCCCUGGCUAUGAACUUUUCCCCCAUGCAGCUGAAUGGAUCCCGUGUCACACGCAAUGCUGCUCCAAAUGGACCUUUGCCCUGAUUUAUUAAUUUAUCCACUCCGAGACGUUUUAAGAAAAACAUUUUCAUACAUUCCUACCUAUGAUGUCUGGGUGCAAACAGAACUAGGAACGGUUCCUGAUAUUCCUUUACCUGCUGGUGAUCAGCUCAUUUAAUAAAAGUCAUUACAAUC
This is a messenger RNA of Pantherophis guttatus, 2761 nucleotides long. Lineage: Eukaryota; Metazoa; Chordata; Lepidosauria; Squamata; Colubridae. The record is from RefSeq and is a predicted model, not a curated record.